AUCUGUAAAAACCAUUUUUUUAAGAAAUGAGUUUUUGCUUGUAUGCUGGAAACUGGAAAGCAUGGCUGAAUCUUUCUUUCCAUCGCACCCAUCAAAGAUUGAUGCUUGCUGAGUUCAGUUCCGUGUUCUGCUUUUUCUCGUCGUUGGGAAAUAAUUGGAUAGCCACAAGAUGACUCUCUCUCUCUGCCAAAUAAUUGCCAAGUGAGCAAGCAAUUGGAUAAGUAUGGGCUAUGGAGCUCUUUGAUUAAACAAAAACAUGAUUUUCCAUUCCCGGGAAUCGAGGAAUUAUUAAAGGAAAGUUGAAGAUAUCAACUAUUGCCAAACGGCGCGGGAAGAUUCGUGAAAACAGCUAUGGUCUCCUCAAUCCGGUCAAAACUUCGCAACUUCAUCGCAACAAUGGCGGCUCCACCUGAUCUUAGGCUAUCUCUUGCAUUCACCGCCGGGGAACCCUUUCACUGCCCGCCCUCUUCGACGGUCACCAAUUCUUCGUUUCUGGGUUUUCUCCGAAACUGCCCUAAUUUUGUCAGUACAAGAAUAGCGAAAGCCCACGAUCACCGGUUCCACUUAUCGCCUUCAGUUGGGAGAAAAGCUCUGAAGCUCCAUACCUCUGUUAGUUGCGAUGUAUUUGCCCAAGAAACGGGAAACUCUGAAGUUGAGUGCUCGCCUAACGCUCAAAGCGGAUUGGACUUUGAAGAGAUGAAACAGAGAUUUCUGAGUUUUAAGAAGCAGACGUAUAUGAAAAAACUGGAACACUUCCGAGCUCUCUCUGAAAUGCAAUUCCCAAAGUUUAUGGUGAUUGCCUGUGUAGACUCCAGGGUUUGCCCCUCGAACAUCCUGGGAUUUCAGCCUGGGGAAGCUUUUAUGAUCCGUAACGUUGCAAACAUCGUCCCUCCUCUUGAGUGUGGCCCUACUGAAACCAAUGCUGCCCUGGAAUUUGCUGUAAACACUCUCCAGGUUGAGAAUAUAUUCGUCGUUGGCCAUAGCGACUGUGCUGGUAUUCAAACUCUUAUGAGUAUGCAGGAAGAGAACUCCAGCUUCACCGAGAAAUGGGUUGCCAAUGCAAAAGCUGCCAAGUUUACGGCAGAAGCUGAUGCAUCUCACCUCAGCUUUGAACAACAAUGCAAACAUUGCGAGAGGGAAUCAAUCAACCGUUCCAUGCUCAACUUGCUGACUUAUCCAUGGAUUGAAGAGAAAGUAAGUAAAGGGUUGUUGAGUGUUCAUGGAGGGUAUUAUGAUUUCCACAACUGCACGUUUGAGAAAUGGACAAUCGAUUACGAGGAAAGCAGCAUUGGCCAAGGCAGAUUGUCAGUUAAAGACACAGUUCUCUGGGGCUGACUGCUGAACAUAUUUCCACCUAAGCUUCUUCUUCUCCUCAGUUGUAUAGUAUUUGUGUAUAAAAUGUAAGCCCUGUAAUGUGAAUUGUAAAGUGCUUACCCAUUUGCUGCUCGGAGUAAUGCGAAAGUGUUGUUUAUCAGACGAUACUUUGAUUUCCGGGUGCUGAAUGCAAUUCCAUAACGCGACUGAACUUACAAUAGACAUGCGCGUAAUGGCUGAACACGUUUUGGGGUUGGGUCUUUCCAAGUUGCGUACCCUGGCAUGGCGUUCAUUUGGAGUAGGGAUGGGCAUUGGCGAGAUAGGGGCGCAACAAAUUGCACCCUUUUCC
This is a messenger RNA of Linum trigynum, 1663 nucleotides long. NCBI's taxonomy places the organism in Eukaryota, Viridiplantae, Streptophyta, Magnoliopsida, Malpighiales, Linaceae. The record is from the annotation of a GenBank genome assembly.